This is a messenger RNA of Giardia duodenalis, 4140 nucleotides long. RefSeq lists its product as uncharacterized. Bases 1 to 4140 code for a protein of 1379 amino acids. Lineage: Eukaryota; Fornicata; Diplomonadida; Hexamitidae. The record is from RefSeq and is a predicted model, not a curated record. The transcript has a single exon.
AUGCUCCAAGGGAAGGCCCAGGAGAAGAGUCCUGCCCAGCUUGACGAGCUUCUCCUCUGUGCAAUGAACUGCUACCACAAUGGGCAUUAUGAAAAGGCGCUCACUGUCUUUCAGAUUAUCGCUCUGAGUGUGAAGGUGAUACCAUCAUCCCUUUGGCUUGCGUGCGCCGCAUGCCUCGCCGAAAUCGGGCAUGUGUCGGAGUGCAUCCUCGUCGUGCAAUAUGUCUGCAGCCAGCAGCUCAGUAGAGAGCUCCGCCUCGAGGCACUGACAAUCGUGAUAUCUGCCAUCCUGAACGAGACCUUGUCCACAAGAAACACUCAACAUCUUCUUCAAUUAGAAGCAUACAUAUUUGAGCUACGGGCCAUAGACGAGACAAAUCCUUUGAUCUUCAUAACCUAUGCUCUAUUCUUUACUCGCACAUACAGCUUGGCUCUUCCAAGCUACUUUACCAGCGAGUACAUUGAAACUGUCACCUCCCAGUCUCUUCUAGCAGAGUUCUACAGAGCCCGGCUUCUCCACACCAUGGGCAAGGUGUCUGCUGCCAAUGAGCUAUAUGAAAAGGUCUAUCACUCCACGGAGAUUUUGUGUCGUGAUACGCACACGCUACAAUAUGAGCAUUACAAAGCCCUUUAUAAUGCAGCCCUGGAGGGAUCGCUUAUCUCUGAGCUGUACAUAUACUGUGUGCUAAAAGGACGGACAGAGAUGUGCUCUCUCGGCUAUGUAGACCUACAUGCCAAUGGGGACGACAGUGGUCUGUUCACAGAUGUGGAUGAACAACAGGAGGACUCUCGCACGGUACACAAAUCUGUUCGUGUCGAGUCCCAGAUUUCUAGAGUACAAACGCGAAUCCAUAUGCACUACGCCGCUUUGGCCAAAAGCGGUAUAUCUCUAGCGCCAAACAUUGUAAUGCUUGUCGCAUUAGUAACGCAAGGAAGUGACAUUCUCGUCAAGCAGGUCUCUGGGUCCAUCAACCCUCUUCUCAUCACCCCCAUACUACAUCUCAAUCGCUUUUCAUACUCCAACGCAAAGGAUUUAGUAUUAGCCAUUGCCUCUAGCUUAUCAUACCUGCUCUUGAUAAACGUACAGCCAAAUGACCAUGGCAUGGGCGAACAAUCAAGUCGCAUACAGUAUAUUAGGUUAGUUGAUCAUCCAGGAUAUCGCUCAAUACUUAAUAAUGGUGCUCGAACAGCGAUGAAUGACCUCCGGUGGCAUGAGUUCCCCUGUUUUGCCGCAGAGGGCUCACAAGGUCUUUCGUCUUUCUUGACACCUUUUUUAUCUCUGGAUUUAGAUACUCUUUUAAUACUUAUACGUGAGGGGAACUUUGAGGAUUCUUUUGCGAGAGAUUUUAUAGCAAUCUUUCCCGAUUUGUUUUAUAACAUUGCGCUCAUAGCACUGCGCGCUUCUGACUAUUCUAUCACGCUCCUCUUCCUCUGCAUCAGUAUAUAUGCAUCUGCUGUGAAGUUUCUGCUGUUAGGUGGGGUUGCCAAUGCGCCCUUGUCAAACAUCAGUGCAACUAAGCUGCACCUUGUCAGCAUUGCUUCUUCCAUCAAGCUCUUCCACGACUCACCAGCAAUUCUCGAGACACGCCCAGACAUCUUGAAGAUUCUUCUCCAUGCACCCUUUGAUACCUGCUACGCACUCUGCUACUUCCUUAAGACCUUCGGCUUCUCCAGGCCAUCCCUAUACUUAGCUAUUACGCUCUCUCAUCUGUAUUUCACCCCAAAGCUUCCCAUUUUCAUAGCCAAUCUGCUGCGUGCAGAGGGGGCUCCUCCCCUUAUCCAGGCGUUCUAUUUAUUUGGUCCCAGAGCCACAGCAGUUCUGUCCACUAACAGCACAGAUUCUAGAACUAUUUGGAAUUUGGAGGCUCUGAACUCCAUACAUCCUCGUCUGCUUGCUUACCUUGCACUUUUGGUAGAUCCUACGGAUCAGUCCGAGUCUAUAUCCGUGUACCAGAAGGCACUAAGCACAAGCAUAAAGGCUCAAGAAAAGAAUAAGAUCAGUCAGCUCUUUUGUGAAACAGCCAUGAUUUACCUCGUUACAACGAAGAUAUGCUACUACGUCUCUCAGAAGUAUCUAGUGAGGAAUUUGCACUCAGAUUUCGGCAAAGAUAUCUCGUUAUUUAACAGAAUUGCGCAGGAUAAUGAGGACGUUGUAAGGUUUUUGACUAAAUUGAUAGUGGGCUUAAAUGAGAAGCUCGCAAAUUACGAAAAGACAGUCGAUUACUAUUACAAAUACUUGAACACUGAGUCGUACACAAAGCAUAGGUCGUUUGACUAUUCACCAACUGUUUUCAACCUAAAGAUGUGUCUUACCAACUUAACAUCAGCAAAAGCUGCGCUCUGUGGAGUGUACGGUCAGUCUCUUCUUAACAUGACGUGUCUCCUUAAUCAUAUUAGUUCUCCUGCUUCAUGUGAUAGGAAGGCUUACAUGGGAUAUACGUUCACAGCCGGCUGCAUAGGUCUUGCACAUAGCAGCCCUACAGCUGCUUCAUAUUUUCAAAACGCACUAAUCUCAGGGCUUCUUAUGUGUGUGCUUCCUAGAUCUACCACUGACCAGUCCGGUGCCUAUCUCCUGUCAGUGCUUACACAUGCCAACAAGAACUACGAACGGAUACUAGAAAUCUAUAAUUCUAGCGCACAGGGCGCUGAAGGAAGGACAAAGGAGCCUAUCUGUCUUACGUCCCCCGAAGUCGAUGCGGAAAUUCGAAAUAUCUCUCCGAUAAUCCCCCUUUCUCUCCUUCUCUAUCUAUCUGUCGCUCUCUAUGACGCUGGAAGCUAUAUGGAAUGUCUGUCUAUUUUGAAAACACUACUACUGCAGUAUCCUCUCCCAAGAUACCCUCUACUGAGCACCCUACUAGUCACAGUAUUGGAGGCUGUAAUUGCUCCUAUGAGCGAGCACGUAAUAGGAAGGAAGGUCAAGCUUUUGCAGGCGGAGCUGCGGAGAGUACUUUUUGAGCAGCAACUUGACAGCAACAAAGAGUAUGAUUGGCUCUUCGCAAACCAAUCUGGUGCCCAGUCCAGAUUAAGCAAUAAGGCCGUUCUGCCGGAGAUAGAGAAGACACAGAAACUAUGUGAAGAUCUCAAUUCUCUCACAGGAAUGCCAUCAAACGAUAUACUAUUGAAAAUGUCAGAAACCUAUGCAAGAACUGAAAAUGGAUAUAGUCCACUCAGUGUUAUCCGGGAAAAGAUAAUCGCUGCAAUCAACGAGCAGCUGGAGGCUAUCAGUUCUUUAAAAACACGGUUCAGUGUGCAGCUAGACAAUCUCAUGGAAUUAUACAAGACCACGGCUAAUCUAUUUCAACUGACCAAACAAGAUGCAGAGCUCUGCAUAAUGUACCUGGGCGUAAUGAGUAGCUUGAUACAGGAGACGGCGUCUUGUGUGCAGAGCGAUGCCUCGACGGUUGGAUCAGAGUCGUUGUUCCUUAAUAUACCCUCCUAUCCAUGGCUCUCAGCAACAUAUCCAAGGUUCCUGAGCAAAAUAGGAUCGUCUAAGUCCACCUUCUCCAUGUACUUAUCUCCAGAUACCGAUUACAACUCCUACCAACUGGAGGCCAUGUCUGAUAGAUAUGGGGUUCCCGUAUAUGUGGAGUCCUUUGUAAGGAGCUAUAUGUCUAUCCACAGAAUACCUCUUAUUCGUAAGGUGAGAGAUUAUUAUGCAUAUUACCUUAAGGAAGUAGAAAAUAUCAAUAGAACAGACGCCCUGGUAAAACGGCUCAAAGACUUGGAAAAGAUGCUCAUAAAGGCAAUAAUAACCUGCCAAACAGUUGUGAGGAAUGCGCAGUACACUAAGUCUGCGGUAAAGCUGGAUAUACACGCUAUAGCAAGACAAAACGAAGAGCUUAUGAGACGGAACGACGAGGCCAUCGGAUUGCAUGACCAGCACCGCUACAGGCUUGGUGAAAGAGCAUCAAAGGAGCAUCAGAAGAAACGAAGAGUACAGCACCCUCUGGAUGCAGAGCUGGAGCAGAGAGAUGAGUACUUAUGGGAGGUGCAUAAUACUGAGGUGGGAGUAGGGUCUGAUAGACAUGAUAGCACACCUAUAAGCUCGCGAGACAAUGUGUAUGAGGAGAAUGACCUUCUGGAUCCCCAGAUGCCCUUAAAUAUGGAAGGCACAAGGCUCGACGAGAAUGACGACAUUUAA